UUUCACCGGCCUUUUUCCCACGGUCGCGACGCGGUGCCUCCCCACUUCUCCACCGCCUCUGCCGGCUCCCGCCUCCGCCUCCGUGCGGCUCCGUCGCUCCAUCGCCCCGGUCUCCCGCCGCCGCCUCCCGCCCGCCGUCUCCGGCCGCCGUAGGCCUUCGCAUUCUCAGCGGCCGAUCGCCGUAGAUAGAGCACGCAGCCGGAGCAGGGGCGCGCACGCGAGCGAGAGAACGCGCGGACACCCGCCCGCAGCUCCAUCUUUCGCGAUUCGAGGCGUAGUGGCUCUCCGGUUCUCCCCUCGAGAUCGAGCUCCAUCGCCGUCGACCGGGAGCAGGGGACUUCGCCAUCAUCGAGCAGGCCGGACGGAGUUCGCUUUCCUCCAUUUCUCAGAUUGUCGAACAUCUCGGUGGAUUGGCGAUUCUCGGUUUUGCUGCUUUCCAGGCACUCGCAGCUCGUUCAAUUCUGCUUCGCCCGCUUUGAUCGGCAGUCUGGUUCGUUGAACACUCGAUUGUGACUGAUAAUCGAUCGCUCCUCGCUAAGCAGGGGUCCAGUAAAAAAAUGGCAACUGGGAGCCUUCUACUAUCACAGCCGCUUCACCUCCUUCAUCUCCUCCUCUUCCUCCUCCUCCUCCUCGCCUUUAUGCUCCCGAAGACCAUCUCCGUGGCCACCGGUGACGACGGCACAGCUUCAUAUUAUGUACCUCCUUAUGAACGGACGGAGUGCUACGGCGAGGGCUCAUCGCAGUUCCCUGAGAGUAAUUUCUUCGCGGCUGUGGGUGACAAUCUCUGGGACCUGGGGGCAGCGUGCGGCAGGGAGUACGAAGUGCGGUGCAUCAGCAAGGCGCAGUCUGGCCCUGGACCCUGCAAACCCGGCUCCGACACCAUCCGGGUCAAGGUCGUCGAUUACGCCCUCUCGGUUAGCUCCUCCGCCGCCUCCCCCAAGCAGUCCGUAACUGGCGCUGAUUUGGUCCUGUCUCAGAUCGCUUUUGAAGCCAUUGCCAAUCCGUCCGUCGAUUCCAUCACCGUGGAGUUGAAGGAGGUCUGAUUUUUGGUGAUGGCUCAAGGCUUGAGACAGAGAGGCGAAAGGAAAUCAACAGAUGAUAAUGAUAUCAAAUAAAUUCAGACAUGGUUUAUCUGGAAUGCUGGUUGGUUGUGUUGCUUUUUCGUUUUUUCAAAUGUUUGGUGUUUUCAAAUUUAAGAGGAUGGACUCGGCCGGUCUCUUGAGGGUUGAGGGGAAAGACCGGAGGCUACAUCGGCCGCGCUUGAUCCUUGCAAAUAUGUUCACUCUGUCGCUGGUUUUAAGUUUCUACAAGAGGGAAGCCGUACCUGAUCCGCUUUGCCCCCCAUGUCGCCAAAUGCCCAAAACAGCAGUAACAUUUACUUCUCCUCUGCCCUUGGACGAAAGGGGUUUGGUCUGAUCAGAGGCUCCAGCGAAUGGUUCAAUUGCUGUUUGAAUCGAAGAGUCUCUUACCGACAAAAGAAGAGCUUGCUGGAAUCCUAUGGUCAAUCUGGAAUGCCCGAAAUGCCUAUAUUUUUCGAUCAAGACAGCCGCAAGCCACCAUGGUCGUAUGGAGUGUUGAAAUUGAUCUCGGAUGGCUCGUGGGUGGAAGGGACGAUGGAUGGAGCUGUUGCUGGAGUGUGUCGGUAUUUGAAUGGUGUUGUAGCGGACUGUUUCGUCAAAUCGGGUUGAGCUUCAUCGGUAAUUGAAGAUGAAACCCUGGCUUUGCAACAAACACUUGAAAGGGUAAAGACUCUUUGAUCUACACACAGAAACUGAUUUGCAGGUUGUUGGGGAGAGUGAUAACUCAUCACUCGUGCGCUACGUGAUGGGAUCUGAGCAGAGCCCAUGGGCCAUCCGACCUUGGAUUGAAGAUUGCAGAUUUUGGCUAGGCCAACUUAGAGGUGUCCGACUAGCCCAUCUUCUCAGAGACGCGAGUCAAGUCGUGGACUGGAUCGUGAAGGCUCAUCGCAAGAAAAUUCUCCAUGUAGUUGGCUUGCGAACCCUCUGAAUGCUCUUUUAUUUUUAUUAUGGUCGGAUGUUGCACAAACUUUGCUUUA
This is a messenger RNA of Eucalyptus grandis, 2056 nucleotides long. Its product is annotated as EG45-like domain containing protein 2. The transcript is spliced from 5 exons. The coding region runs from base 558 to 1043 and encodes 161 amino acids. The record is from RefSeq and is a predicted model, not a curated record. Lineage: Eukaryota; Viridiplantae; Streptophyta; Magnoliopsida; Myrtales; Myrtaceae.